AUGAUUUUUCUUCUAGUGUUGCCACCAAGUUGGCGACAAAGCAGAAAACUCACCCUUGGUUUUUUGAAGAAGCCAAAAUGUCCCACCUCCAAAUUUUUGAUCAUCAUCAACUCCGCUCCGAAAAACUUGGAAUUUCGAAAUCUUCUCCGUUUCUAUUUUCAUCGACUUCCGAAACGAGAUUUAUACAGUGUUUUCUUCAUUCUUGGCAGGACGGAGAUCGAGCUUGAGGAUGAGGAAGACAUCAUCAUUGGAGAUUUCAAGGAUUGCUAUGAGAACUUGGUGCUCAAGACGAAAUCGGCGUAUGAAUACUUUGAGAGUUGCGAGGAGCCGGAAUUCUUUAUGAUUCAAGAUGAUGAUGUUUGGUCAGACCCGGCUGCAAUGAUGGAAAUUCUCGAUAAAAAUGAACAACGAGCAAUUUGGGGAGCAGUUUUGCCAAGAAUGGACGUCCACAGCGGAUGGGCAAAUAGAAAGGGAAUCUUCGUGGAGCACGAAAAGUGGCCGUACUGGAAGUGGCCAAAGUACAUUUACGGAGCCGCUACGUUAUAUAUUGGGAAGCGGCGCUGGCCAUUUCCGAAGCUGCUUCGACUUCGGAAGAGAUCAUCUACAUCCCCAUAG
Messenger RNA from Oikopleura dioica, 615 nucleotides. NCBI's taxonomy places the organism in Eukaryota, Metazoa, Chordata, Appendicularia, Copelata, Oikopleuridae. The record is from the annotation of a GenBank genome assembly.